GUGAGAGCCAGAGCCAGGGGCUGGAGAGUGUCACAGGGCUCGAUGUACUGUGCAGUUGGCCUGCAGGAGUUUAGUAUAGUCCACGUCACACCAUCGCCACGCCGUGUUCUCCUCCGCAUGCAGUGUGGCGGCUGGCUGGCCGUGAUGCCUCUGUCAACAUGACAGCACCUCCUCCCUCCCACCACUGGCCACAGGAACAGCAACAGCAGCAGACACACCGUGACAGCUCUGCUCUUCACUUGACUUGACAGUCUUUUUAUUCCAGGACUCCUGCCUCUGUUCAGAGUGGACAUUUCAAUGGACUUUUAAGGGACCCGUUUUUUUUUCUUUUUUUUUCAAAAGGGACACUUUUUAAGGGAUAAUUUUCUCCAUUCAAGGGACACUUUUUUGGGACACUUUUCUUAAAAGACGUUUUUUUGCCGUUUGCAAUUUGUUUAUUUUCUGUGCCAAGUGAAAUCAGUAAGAGGACGUCUAUAUGCCAGAGGAUGUGAAUGGGAACACUAUGGAUAUAAACACGCUCAACAGAAACUUGCCGGAGCGCGGCAGGCAGACGCAUCAGGUGUUCCAGAGCACCCCUCUGGACCUGGUGGAGGUGGGCAAGGGGGUGAGGUUCCAGACCGAUCGCCCCCACCUGGUGAGCCUGGGGAACGGCCGCUUCAGCACCGCCAUCACCCUACUGCCACUACCAGAGGGAAGGACAACCUUUGGCUAUGGCGAUACGGACAUCAGCGUGCAGGGCCCGGGUGUGGCAGAACAGCACUGCUACAUAGAGAACACAGUCGGCCUCGUUAUCCUGAACCCCUGCGGAAACGCCUGUGCCAUCGACGGGACCCCGGUCACCAAGCCAACGCGCCUCUCCCAAGGCUGUAUGCUGUGCCUGGGCCAGGCCUCAGUGUUCCGCUUCAACCACCCAGAGGAGGCCUUGGGCAUGAAGAACAUGAUGCCAGAGGGAAGCCUGUCUCCCGUCCGCUCAGACCCUAAGGGCCUGGUCAAUGGGAACCACGCGUCCUCCUCGGCAGACCUGCCCUCCUCUGCUCGCCGAACCAAAGUGCACCCCGAGCACAGCGCCAUCGUCAGCUCCAUCGAGAAGGACCUGCAGGACAUUAUGGACUCCUUAGCCAUGGAGGACUCCUCCAUCCCACAGCCCUCCACCUCCAACUCCAACUCCGCCUCCCAGCCCAAAGAGCCUUACACAAAGAGCCCCACACGGCCACAGCUGUCCCCUCUGGUCAACGGUAGUGGAGGUGGUGGUGGUGGUGGUGGUGUGGGAGGAUGUUACCUGUCGCCACCCACCAGCCCUGGUGCCAUGUCGGUGGGAUCCAGCUAUGAGAAUACCUCGCCCCCCUUCUCCCCGCUCUCCUCCCCCUCGCCACUGAGCAGUGGGAGCUUCAACAGCCCCUUGCACUGUGGUGGUGGUGGUGGUGGUGGUCACGCGGGCACCAAUGGCAGUGGCAAUGGCGUCCACAGUGCUCAUGACCUGUCGUCUGGUUCUCUGCCCCCCGUACCUCUCAGGUCCUCCAGCUACAACUUCACGAGCCAGCCCCCUUCCCCGCUCACGCCGCAGCCGCUCACUGCCCUGUCCGUCUUCACGGGCUCCCCCAAGGUCGCCCCGGAGAGCCCCCGCUUCCAGAGGAAAGCCCUCCUGGAGACCCCCCCCAGCCCCAAGCCGGCCCGCCGCAACAUCAACCAAGACGGCGGUGGCGGCGGCGGCUCGUCGUCUGUGGCGGCGAAAGAUCCCGAGAUCCAGAUCCACAGACACAUGUUCCCCACCGUCUCCAUCUCGCCGCCCAGCGAGGCGCAGCCCUUAGGCAGGCAUCAGGGGCUCGGGGUGCAGGCCAACCACCAGCACCACCACCGCGCCUCUCCAAAGCUCUCCACGCCACCCACGCUCUCCCUCUCCACCGCCUCCCCCUCGUCCAACCCUUCCAGCCCGCGCAUGAAGCGUUCUGCAUUCAGGGGGGAACAGCCUCAGGUGGAUCACUCCCCCACCACCAUCUCCACCACCACCACCUCCAUGUCCGCCCUGCCCCUGCCCUCCUCGGCCCGCUCCUACCAGCCCCUGGACCCCAUCGUCCACAUCAUACAGGGGGGCAGCGUGCAGAUCCAGCAGCAGCACCACAACCACCAUCAGCAGCAGCAGCAUUCGGCCACCUUGCAGCCCCCAAAGAGCCCGCGUCUCGCCCGCCGCAACCUGGAGGUGGACGGCAGUGGCAGCAUGACGAGCUUGACCAGCCUGCGGGACCUGCCACCCCUGUCUCCGAACCUCUCCCGUCGCGGGGUGCCCGCCGCCCCCCUCUCCACCCUGCGGACCCCCGACGGCACCCUCGGCAGGUCGGUGCCCGAGAGCCCUCGCCUGGCACGCAAAGCGGCAGCCAGCGCCAACGCGUUCUCUCCGGAGGAGCAGUUCAGUCCACGUCUAGUACGGGCACGGAGCCCGUCGCCCACCUCCACGCUGUUGAGCGGAGGUGGCGGUGAUGCAGGUAGCAGAGGCAGGAAGGCCAGCUUCACCAACCCGCUCUCUCCUUCCUUCAGCCUGGGCUCGCUGCCCGGCUCCUCUCCCCUCUCCAGCCCCCGGAGCCACCGCAAGAUGUCCGGCGGGGAGCUGCACGGCAUGGACACGCGGCUAAGUCACCCGCACCCGCCCAUGAGGCAACGCAAGAACAGCAUCAGCGAGAUCAGCGACAACGAGGACGAGCUGCUGGAGUACCACAGGAGACAGCACACCGAGCGCCUUCGAGAACAGGAGAUGGAGAGACUGGAGCGUCAGAGGCUAGAGACCAUCCUGAACCUGUGUGCCGAGUACAACAAGCCCGACCUCAUGGGCGUGGGGGUGGGCAGCCUGGGGGACCUGAGUCCCUCCAUGGAGGCGCUGAGGAUGGGCUCUCCCCGCACCGCACGCAGGCACAGAGGCGGUGUGGAGAACCACAAGGAGCUGGACACCAGCGGUGUGGAGCUCACGCAGCACGAGAAUGGCUCGGCGGAGAGUGGCAUUGAGCUGGGCUUCCUGGAGGAGGAGAGAAUGAGAGCUCUGAAACGCGUCGACGAGCUCAAGACACGCCUCACCGAGCUGGAGCAACAGCUACAAGAGUCCAAACAGGAGGCCGAGAUGGAGCGUGCGCUGCUGCAGGGCGAGCGAGAGGCGGAGCUUGAGCAGAUCCAGGCGGAGGAUGACGUCAUCAACCAGCUGCAGCACAAACUCACCCAGCUGGAGAGCGCCAUACAGAGAGAGAAGGACAAGGAGCGUGCUAACGUGGAUGCUGAGAGGGAGGCCUUGGCGAGGCUGCAGGAGGGCUACAACGAACUGAAGAACCAACUACACAACUGCCCCGAGUCCCUACAUACACAGCUACAGGAACAGCUCAAGAGGGAAGCGGAAGCCCUGGAGGCGGAGACAAAGCAGUUUGAGGACCUGGAGUUCCAGCAGCUGGAGAAGGAGAGCAGCCUGGAGGAGGAGAGAGAGACCAUCAGCCAACAGGUGUUGAAGGAGAGACAAGACAUCCACAGCAGCAUACUCAGGAGAAAGGAGAAGGUGUCUGCAUUGGAGAGCCAGGCCAACCAGCUGGGCCUGCAGGCGGCCCAGGAGUGCGAUCGCCUGGCCAAGGAGAGACUCAACACCCUGCAGCUGCUACAGAAGGAGAAGGAGAGGCUGGCAGGUCUGGAGAAGAGGUACCAUGCCUUAACCGGCGGCCGAACCUUCCCAAAGAACUCCAACACCAUCAAGGAGGCUAGAGAGUAUGUGACCGUGGGCCAGAUCAAUCAGCUGUACGGGAUGCCGAAGGUGGAGUCUUCGCCCACCUCCCCCGCCCGCGCUCCUCUGCCCUCCGCCAGCGUAGACUCUGUCUUCUCCUGCCUCCCCUCUCCAUACAGCUCCUGCCUCUCUCUUUCUCCUGAGAUGUUCCGCUCCAAGCUGGACAGCGAUGCAGGCCAGAGUGUCCUGAGGCCCAAAGUCAGCGCUGGGCUUUCACCUCCAUAUGGCACGGCCACGCUGGGUCGCAACACACCAACCAGGAGUCCACUAAUGGUGCACCCGGGAACUGGCAGCCUGCCACGCAACCUGGCAGCCACCCUGCAAGACAUAGAGACCAAGAGGCAGCUGGCCCUCCAGCAGAAAGAGCUUUCUCUCGCCACAUGUCAGAUGGUGAUCGAGGAGCAGCGUCGACGCCUAGCUGAGCUCAAGCAAAAGGCUCAGGCUGAGGCCCAUUGCCAAUGGGACGCGCUGCACGGCUCCCAGACACACCUGCACGGCUCCCAGACGCACCUGAGCGCCAACUCCGGCGGAGCCACGCCCCACUACGCCACGCCCUCGCCCGUGCCGCAGCUGUCGCUCUCGAUGCCGCCGCCGAUGCCCAUCAUGCACCACUCCAUCCUGCACCACCAGCCGCCGUCGGCCGGGGAGCAGCCCUACGACACACUGAGCCUGGAGAGCUCCGAUAGCAUGGACACCAGUAUAUCAUCCGCAUGCUCCCCCGAUAACAUGUCCAGUGCUAGUGGGAUGGAGAGCCAGAGGAUUGCGGAGAUGGAGAACAUGCUGAAAGAAGCCCAGCUGGAGAGGGCCAGACUCAUCGAGACCAGAGAGCGAGAGGAGCAUGCUCGUAAGCUGCUGCUGGAGGAGGAGCGUCAGAGGAGAGCGGAGGCCGAGAGGCAGCUGCAGGAGCAGGCCGCCCUCCGACAGAGACUGGUGGAGAGAGAAGUCAAGAUGAGGGCCAAGCACUUCGCACAGGCUCGGCCGAUGACGCGGUACCUGCCAAUCCGCAAGGAGGAGUUCGACCUGCGCUCGCACAUCGAGUCGUCGGGCCACACGCCGGAGACGUGCGACCACCUCAUCCUCACCGAGAAGAUCUGCAAGGGCUACCUCGUCAAGAUGGGCGGCAAGAUCAAGUCCUGGAAGAAGCGCUGGUUCGUCUUCGACCGCAUGAAACGAACGUUCUCCUACUACGUCGAUAAACACGAGACUAAACUCAAGGGAAUCGUCUACUUCCAGGCGAUUGAGGAGGUGUACUACGACCACUUGCGCAGCGCGACCAAGAGCCCCAACCCGUCUUUGACAUUCUGUGUGAAGACGCACGACCGGCUGUACUAUGUGGUGGCUCCGUCACCUGAAGCCAUGAGGAUCUGGAUGGACGUCAUAGUCACAGGUGCUGAGGGAUACACGCAGUUCUUGAACUGAAGUGAGCCGAACUUUAACUGAGCCUAUAGCCCAUGUUUGGGUUGACUUUUGGUUCAGAGGUCAGCAGACUGUUUCAACUGUGGACAUACAAACGAACUAGAUGCCCCCAUACACUUUCCAAAAAAAAGAUGGUCCGCAAAACAAACUGAGUCGAUGCUGGGGCGGACGUGGAGAAUACUGGUUUUGAUUUAUAUCUUUUCCGUGUUUAUUGUGUAUAUUCAGUCUUCUGUAUGAACACUAGUUUCACCUGUUUUCUACUUGUGCCUGCAUUUCAAAAAAGGGAGAUUUUGAAGACUUUUUUCGACACCCUGAUUAUCACAUUUAUCAACUUUCAAAUGCCUUCUCUUUUUGUUCUUGCCGUUGCCAACAGAGAUCUUUGUGUAGCAGUCAGGUGCAUUAUUUCCUUGAGUAUCUGCCUUCAAUUACCUUUUUAUUAUUAUUGAUUAAUGUUUUGAUUAUUUGUUUUCCCUUUUUUUAAAGAAAAUAAUCUUGAAACAAACAGUUUCUCUUGGCAUGUUGCCAUUUGAUGCCAAACCAGUGUGCGCAGUCGUGAUCAUCAUUCUCUUUCUUGAGUAGCUUGUCAUAUCAUUUUAGAUUGAGUGCUGAGGGUCGCAGGGGUGUGUGUGUGUGUGUGUGUGUGUGUGUGUGUGUGUGUGUGUGUGUG
Engraulis encrasicolus (European anchovy) is the source of this 5831-nucleotide messenger RNA. RefSeq names its product pleckstrin homology-like domain, family B, member 1b (gene phldb1b). Gene Ontology annotation, molecular function: protein binding. NCBI's taxonomy places the organism in Eukaryota, Metazoa, Chordata, Actinopteri, Clupeiformes, Engraulidae. The record is from RefSeq and is a predicted model, not a curated record. The transcript is spliced from 23 exons. Gene Ontology annotation, cellular component: basal cortex. Bases 476 to 5167 code for a protein of 1563 amino acids. Gene Ontology annotation, biological process: regulation of microtubule cytoskeleton organization.